Maniola jurtina (meadow brown) is the source of this 7857-nucleotide messenger RNA. RefSeq names its product eukaryotic translation initiation factor 4 gamma 3-like. Gene Ontology annotation, cellular component: eukaryotic translation initiation factor 4F complex. Gene Ontology annotation, molecular function: mRNA binding; translation initiation factor activity; protein binding. The transcript is spliced from 29 exons. NCBI's taxonomy places the organism in Eukaryota, Metazoa, Arthropoda, Insecta, Lepidoptera, Nymphalidae. The coding region runs from base 440 to 6082 and encodes 1880 amino acids. The record is from RefSeq and is a predicted model, not a curated record.
AACGAAAUGAAAUGUUGAUUGGGCCCUAUACUGCUUAGACUAUCUUCCAGUUUCUUUCGUUAAAUACUAAUAAACUUUAGUUUCAAUGAAUAAACGGUUGUUUAGUGCGCAGACAUCAGUGAUAAUAAUCAUUCGUAUAAACGUGAAAGUGUCGCGGUGGCAAUAAAAUUUGAGCGUGUGCGAGGAGCGAUGUGCCGCGCCGUUUCCUUAUCGAUUUUCUCUAUGCUGCAUUAAAUUACUAUUUAAAUUGUGAAUGCGGAUUGCAAAUAUUUUAACAAUAUGCCUUAAGAAUUAGUGUUUUUUUAUAUUCCAAGGUGCUUUACCGUACGGUCAAAAACGAUAGUUUAAUACAGUUUUUUGAAAUGUUGACAUAGAGCAUUAAAUAUUAUCUAGAUAUUCAUAUUUUUAUAUCAUGAGAUGAUAAUGUAGAGAUCGCCAUAUGCCGGUGGUCGUGUCUCCAUUGUUCUGGGAAUGGUUCAACAUUUGGCUGAUUCAAUUUCUGAAGAAUUUAUACCAUGAAAUCAAAAUGGUAGCGCUAAGAGGCGGUAAUAGUUCCCUGGGUGCAGUGUCGCACGGAUGCGGGCUCCACGGCGGCCAGCAGAACGCGCUCGAUUUGACGCACCGCUUACAAACAUCACUGGGUAUGCAGCAGAGCGCCGCUACGCAGCCCGUGGGCCACCACGGCAGCCACCUGGGCCACGGCAACCACUCCAGCCACAUCAGCCACGGCACCGCCAGCCAGGUCAACCUGCCGACGCUGAGCAGCGUAUCUCUCCUGAUGCCGCAGCAGAGCCCCGCCACCCUGAAGCACGAGCAGAACACGCGCUACUCUAACUCCAAUUGCAUGCUGCCCUCGCACCAUUACAGGCUGUUGACGCAAGCCAGAGCGGAAUGCUACCACCCGGCGCCGGGUGCUGGCAGCUCGUACAUGGCGGGCGCGGGAGGGUCGCAGAGUUCGGCCCCCACAAUGCGAGGGCAGUCCGCUGCGCAGCCAUCGGCACCGCCAGCACCUCAACAAGAUAUGUCCAAAACGACCAUGGCGGGUCCAAGUUACGUGACACCACAAAACCAGACGCAAGGCUCGCGGCCGCAGUAUCCCAACUUCUCCCAGUAUAGAGCACCUCAACAUGGGAAUCGGCCCACUACACAUCCUAGACAACAACAACCUUAUAUGGGAGGUGCGGGCGCCUCAGCGACUGGCCCGGUCAUGUAUCAUCCAACUGUGGUGUUCCAGCCAUCGCCCAUGGGCAUCCCUCAGACAUACCAGCAGCCCAGGUCGAACUCCUCUGGCAAGUCGCAGUUUAUGGAUCACGGAUACUACCAAUACAUGCCCUACAUAAGUUACACCACACCAACGGGGCCCCCUUUGUUUGAUAUCGCAGACUACUAUCCGUCAAAUGGGCAGCAGUUGAGCGCUAGCAGCGUGGGCGGCGCGGGGGGACGGGCGAGCGCGGGCACGCUCGUGCAGCCGCCGGCCGCGCAGCCCGCGCCGGGGCCUCUUGCGCACGCGCAGGCCGCGCCGCACAUACACCCCGGUAUGUCUGGCACAUAUCAUAACACAGAAAACAUUUCAGGGAUACGUCCGAGCCCUCCAAAACGAACUUCCCGAAGGCUUCCAAUUAUAAAUCCUCUAACUAAACAAGAUAUAUUCUCUGAGCUAUAUUCUAAUGAUAGUCAAUAUUUGAGCACCGAUUCCAGUGAAGGGCAAACGUCACAAACGGAGCCAACACAUAGUUUUGCAGAAGAAUUCGGGAGAAUGGUAAACGAGGCAGUAAACCAGCCGUCGCCAACUGAAAGUUGUAGUACGAACUUUGUAUCUAAAGCAGUCGAAGCGCCGGUCACAACGGCGAGCCCUAAUCAGCCACAUACAAAUGCAAUAACUACUAUUAAUAGUAAUACAGUAAAGUCUGAAAUAUUAAAUGUUAACGAAAAUAAAAGUGUUGUAAAUGAAAUCAUAGAGUUCAACGAAACGCCGGUAGUAUCGGCCAUAUCGGACAGUCCUGUUGUAGUGCCUAAAGUAUCUAUGAAUGUUAAGCAACUCCAGAAGAGUAGUGAACAGAGUCAACCUUUAGCAGUAGAUAAUAAGAAUUUACCAACUAAUAAGCAACAAAAACAAAGCAAAAGCAAACCAGUUGUGCCUCAAGAUGAAUUAGAAAAGCAAUCAGAAACCGUGACUCCUAUAGUUCCUCAAAAUACGAUAAAUGUACAAGCGGAAGAAUCGGCACCUGUGAGUGUGUCCAUAUUGGCGCCAGUAUCUGUGUCUAUGUCCACAUCUUCGACUGCGUCUUCUGCUACUUCGACUGUCGCGUCAGUUACGCUGAUUCCCUCCUCUCUGCAAACGCCCGCGCCGCAGCCUCAGAGAAUAAGAGAGCCCAGGGAGCGAGUGCGCUCGGAGGAUAAGGACAAACCUGUCUUAAAACCAGAGGACCAAAAGACGGAAACUCCCAAGCUCAAUGGCCCUACUUCGGUUGAGAUUAGUUCAGUUGAUAGUUUGGUCACUAUCAAUGCUUCAACUAGUCAAGUAAAUCAAGACAUUGAAUUAGAGCUUGCAAAUGAAGUGAAACAAUUACAUGCAGAACCUGAGACUGAAAUAGUUACUGCUGACAAGUCACCUGAGAUAGUGAUUAGCAGAGAAAAUACAUUCCCUGCCAACCCUGUACCAACAGCCACUGAACUUUUAUCAGCAAGCAUUGAAAAGUUAGCCAAGGAGCAACCGAUUAAAGACUCUGAAGACCAAUUGAAGGCUGAGUCUACAGCCAUUCAGGCUCAAGUUAAAUUAACACAAGGGAUUGCAAGUGUAGCACGGAAUCAACCUGAUCCUCCUAUGAUGAAAGAUAUAAACCUCAACACAGAUCCAGAUGCUGAAAAUGGAAACCCCACAGAAGUCACAAAUGUAGAUACAGUUAAAGAUGAAGGAAAUAAAAACGAAAAAUCAAUAAAAAAUACGAAAAACAAUAAUAAGAAAUCAAAUAAAUUAGCAAACAAUGAACUACAAGCUAACCCAGAAUCCUAUGAAAAUGGAAAAGAUGAGACUGAUAAAGUUAGCAAGGAGGAAAAAGAAGUUACUACAAAAGAAGAAGAGCAGCCAGCUCCAUCAGAUAUACCUGUGUUUAAAGUACCUGCAGUACCCCCUCCAGCAAGCACGCCCGCAGUAGCUCAGCCAUCACCUCCAACACCUCCAGCUGUUGUGGCUCCCAAGUACAAGUACUCAGACGAUCAAUGGUCACCUUUUAACAAAUCUGGCAGGAAAUGCUACAAUAUUGGAUUCCUGAUGCAAGUAAAAGAUGAUCCAGUUACGAAGAACAAGCCGAAUAUACCAAUGCUGGAUGCUUGUAAUGUGACAAGGACUACACCCAUUCUGGAAACACAUAUGACCUUUAAUACAAUUUCAAGACCUGUUAUUGAUGCUCUCUUACCCAACUAUGCAAAGAACUCUGGCAUUGGUUCAAGAAGCAAUACAGCAAGAGAUCCCAAGAAAGAUGGAAGAAGUAUGCAACAGAGUGGUAAAGGUAGCAUGAAGUUAAGUGCUUCUCCGAGCGGUAGCAGUGCACAUCGUCAAUACAUCUCAAUCUCCCUGUCACGUGAAGAAGUGAAACUAAACCAGGCUAAAGAUGCUUGGAAGCCCACUCGCUUCAAGAAGGACAAUCUAACAGAGGAAGAGUACAAGACUCAGGACCUUUAUAAGAAGUUCCGUGGUAUCCUUAAUAAGCUGACACCACAAAAAUUCGAUGCUUUGCUAGAUAAAGUAAAGGGUCUCGAGAUAAAUACGCAGGCUCGUCUUGAAGGUGUAAUUGAUUUGGUUUUUGAAAAAGCUAUCGAUGAGCCCAAUUUCUCUGAAGCUUAUGCCGCGAUGUGUAGCAAGUUAUCUAUGCUGAAGGUUCCAUCUGAUAAUUCACCAGACCAAUUCGUCAAUUUCCGCGGUCUCAUCAUAAGCAAAUGUCAGAACCAGUUUAUCACAAACAAAAUGGAUGAAAAUGUGUUGAAAUUAGAGAAGGAACUUGCCGAAUGUACUGAUCCAGCAAAGAAAAAAGAGCUCCACGAUCAACUUACUGAAGAGAAUAGACGCAUCAGAAUGCGGUCUGUUGGAAAUGUUAGAUUUAUCGGCGAGCUGUACAAAUUGAAGAUGUUGACAGCCAAAAUUAUGAUGUUCUGCAUGAAUUAUUUGAUUGAUAAACUGGAAGAAGAGAAAUUGGAAUGCCUCUGCAAACUGCUAACCACGAUUGGGGAACAAGUUGAAAAUGAAGUCAAAGACCAGCUCGAGAUCGUGUUUAAGAGGAUGCAAGACAUCGUUGACCGCAAGUCAAGCAAAAUCAGUAACCGAGUCCGAUUUAUGAUUCAGGAUGUCAUGGAUCUGAGGCGAGGCAGGUGGGUCACGAAAAAUGUGGUGGAUUCCCAACCGAAGAUGAUGGAUCAAAUCCAAAAGGAAGCGGAGCAACACCAACGAAACAUCGAGCUAAUGAACUCGAAUCCUAUGGGCGGAGGAUUCCGGCGCGAAGACGGCCGAGGCAAGCGCGGCGGAGAAGGCAGGAGGCAAGGCUCCAACUCAUUCAUGGACAAUCAAUGGAAAUCGCCACGCACCAGCUACACUGUCGACACUUCGAAACUAAAGGCUGUCACGCAAAAGAAUCUUAACAACAUUAAAUUAGCGCCACCUUCUUCAGCGUGGAAUCAUGGUUCAGGUGCUAAGAAUCCAGUCCAAGCCAGUAGCAAUUCUAUGAUAAGUCUCUCAAAGAAUAUGUACAGCAUGCUUGAAACAACUCCUGGGGAUCCUACUUCCCUCAACACCAACAAGGAUAUGUCUCCAAGCUAUCAACACUCCAAGUCGAUCGAGAGGUCAACCUUCAACUCUAGAGGUGAUUACAAUAAUGAAAAUAGCAGCCGGUCUGGCUCAAUCGGAGUGCCUCGGUCAAAUUCCGGCAGCAGAAGUAGCAAUGCCGCGUCGAAACAAGCGCCAGAAGCCUCGCCGUCUACGCCAGUCGCGCAAGAGCCAUUGCCCCCAUCGAAACAGAAGGCAGUCAAAAUGCACAUCUUGGAGAUGCUGGUCAACCCGAGUGACGAAGAGUUCGCAACUGACUUCAAGCAGACAUUCCCUGUACAGUACCACGCUGCUGCUGUCACCGAAAUGCUUAACAUUGCCUUGGAGAAAUCUGCAAAAGAUGUUCACGUAAUAGCAAAAGCCAUGCAUCAUCUCAUAUCAACUGGUAUAAUUUCUGGUGAACAUUUCUUGACCGGCAUGACUGAGAUUUUGGAAUGUGCUCCAGAUUUGUACAUAGACAUCCCAAUGUUGUAUGAAUAUCUAGGCAAAUUCUUUGCACCACAAAUAGAAAAGAAGCAUAUCUCAUUUAUACAGACAUUUAGAUUAUGUGAUAAUAUUAUAAUGUCAAACCAUGGGCACAUGUUCUUAAAAACUGUAAUUAGAGACUUAAAAGAAAGUAUGGGUCCUACCUUUGUAAAGACUAAAUGGCAGGAAUCUGGACUGGCUUUGAGUCAAUGGAUGAGUGAAGAACAGGUGCCCAAAUGGAUCGAGGAUAAUAAAUUCGAAUUCUUGGAAGGCGGAAACGCUAGCGAGGAAACCAAGAAAAUUCUAACGCCAAGCGAAACACAGAGUAAACUGUUGCAGCUUCUGAAUACUGAUGAGAAUUGCGAUUGUAUACGAGGCUGGGUUCAGGAUAAUCUAGGCGCGUCAUCGAAAGAGAACUGGUUCAUUCGAGCGUUGAUCCAAGCGAUAUGCGAGCAUGCGCUGUUCGGCGCGGAAGGCCGCGACGUGCCCCACUUUAGCCACGAGCGUAUGAACAAAUUCGCGCCUCUGAUCAGUGAGUUCGGCGAGUCCCGCGAGCAGAGAGAGGCGAGCUGUCUCUUCGGCAUUCAGCAGCUGAUAUACAGACUCCAACAUCCACCAGGCUUAGCACUAGAAAUAUUCCAAUUUUUACAUGAACAAUACAUAAUAUCUGUGGAGGGUUUCACUGCAUGGGAAGUAUCAGAAAUGGAGCCAGAAGGGAAAGGGGUAAUGCUGAAGGCGCUAACGUCUUUUUUCACUAACAUUAAGGAAGCCGAUAAUGAGGAAUCCUGUAGCGAGGACUGACGCCCGUCAGCUUCAGUUAUUUUAUAUAUUAAUUAUUAUAAUUUUUUAAUGAAUAAUGAAUUAUUUCAUAUUUUAAUUAUUAUUAUUAUUCAAUUGUAAAUGGAUUAUUUAAAGUUUUAAAAUAUUUCUAGUCAUUUUAUAAAAGCGAAACAGUUAACAGACUAAUCACCCAAUCGAAGCUGACAUCCUUAUUCCAUUAUAGAUGUAUAAAAUAAAUUUGACACCUAACCUAUUUUUGUUAGUUGUUUGGGAAUGACCAGGGAUCGAAAGGAACUAAAUGAAAUAAAUACUAUUGGGUUGAUGACAUGAGGUUGAUGUCUUGUCUUGAUGAUUGUAAAUGAAACUAGCUGGUUCGCUUUUAUAAGACAACUAAAAAAAUCAAUAUGUUUGUAAUAUUGACUUACUAUACAAGCAAGACUACUUGCCAGCUCUGACUGUCAGACAUACUCUCAGCGCGUAUUUUUUGUUUUUAUGUAAAGAACGCUAACUGACGAUUAAUUGCAUGACUUCAUUUUAAUUGCAUGACUUUAUCUUUUUAUAACUUGUAACGCUGAGCGCAAUGUAGUCUUGUUAGUUGUCAAAAUGUUUGUAAUAUUGACUUACUAUACAAGCAAGACUACUUGCCAGCUCUGACUGUCAGACAUACUCUCAACGCGUAUUUUUUGUUUUUAUGUAAAGAACGCUAACUGACGAUUAAUUGCAUGACUUCAUUUUAAUUGCAUGACUUUAUCUUUUUAUAACUUGUAACGCUGAGCGCAAUGUAGUCUUGUUAGUUGUCAAAAUGUUUGUAAUAUUGACUUACUAUACAAGCAAGACUACUUGCCAGCUCUGACUGUCAGACAUACUCUCAACGCGUAUUUUUUGUUUUUAUGUAAAGAACGCUAACUGACGAUUAAUUGCAUGACUUCAUUUUAAUUGCAUGACUUUAUCUUUUUAUAACUUGUAACGCUGAGCGCAAUGUAGUCUUGUUAGUACAGUUGUAACUUGUUAUGUACCCACAAUCUGGUAAAUAAAAUAUUUAUUAUUAUUAUUAUUAAUAAUGGCUAAAUGAAAUUCCAAAAUAAUUUUAUUUUGUCGUUGUCGACACAUAAUAUUUUAAUUUUAUAUGUUUAAAUUUUAUGUCGUGUAUUGUCGUGUAUUCAAUAGAUAAAUUAGUUUAGGUUUCAGCCGUAGCUUGAACCAAGUGUGAGAUUACCCUUUCAAUAUCCGUCCGCUGCCCAACCAAGGCUGCCGCGUGCUGCCUGGCUAGGCAUUCCGACGGAUAUUGGAAGGGUAAUCAAUCUCACAUGUGGUUCAAGCGUAGGCUCGAACACCUAAAUGUGAAUUUUUAGUCGUCUUACAGAAGCAAAUCACUUAGUAUCCAAUGUCCUACUAUCUAUUUGUACUUAAAAAAUAAAAUAACAUUUCAAUAACAAAAAUGUUAAUUCGGUUCAUUGAGAAACACCAUAUAGCAAAAGUAAAAGCAUGUCAGUUGCAAGUUGUUUGAUCUCGGUCGAUCAUUUCAAUUUUUGUCAAAUAGCUACUGUAAGACGACUAAACAGUCACUUGUAUAUAAAUUCAUGUAUUUUAACAUUUUUUUUAAAUGUAUGUAUAAUUCAGAAAUUAGAAAUAUAUUUUAAACAUUAUUUUAAAAAUUUAUUUUUAAUUUUAUGAUGAUAAAAAAUUAUUUCUAUAUUUUAAUUAUUAUUUGAAUUUUACAAUUUGAAAACUAAUUGAACAUUUAUGUUUUAGUUUAAAUAAAAUUAUAUAAAGAAAUAUAAUCUUUAUUUAUUGUA